AUGGCGAACGUUUCCUUGAACAUUUCUAGUGAAGAUCAAGCCGUUUCAGAAAGUAUGCAAGAAGUAACUCAAGACUCAGUGGCUUCAAGCAGAAGAAAUUCUGGUUCGAGUAAUUCAUAUACACCAGGCCCUCGAUCAUCAACCCUACGACCUCCAAUGCUUAAAAAAUCACGUCUACGUAAAACUUCUUUUCAAGGUGAUCAAGUAGCUCCAGAUAUGCGCCCAGUAUUACAUCUUUUUGAUGUUUUUUCAAGAAAGCUCUAUAUGGAAGGUUAUCUAUGUAGGCAGGAUAUUUUAUCUAAUAAAGGUCAUCAAUCUACUAGUAAUAUAUGGUCAGAAUUUUACGCAGAAUUGUGCGGUUCUAUUCUAAGUCUUUGGAAAAUAGAAAAUAACUUUGAUUCAGGUCAGCCAGAGAUUGCCCAAACUCCAAUUAUUAUAAAUGUAUCUAAUUAUUCCACAGAAAUUUGUUCUCCAGUACUGGAUGAUGGAAUACAGAGGAAUAAUGUGUUUUUACUUAGUGCUGGUCCAGGUGACAAAUUUUAUCUUCAGGCUGCAAAUGAUUCAUUACUUAAUUUAUGGGUUAGUGCUAUUCGCUUAUCAUGCUACGAAAGCUCGAGAUUACAAGAAGUCUACACUGCAACUUUACUAAAACGCACAGGAUUGAGAGAGCUUCUUUCUGGUACAGUAUUAGUAAAAGGUAAAUUAGAAGGUUAUCUUCAAGUACAAUUCACUUCUACUGAUGAACCAAAAAAGUAUUGGGUGGUCGUGUCUGAUCAUCGAGCCGAAGACAAAAAAAAGAAAGCUGACUUGGCUUUCACAAGAGGGCAAGCUUUGUUCUACGAAACAAAAAAAUCAAAAAAACCUUUUAUGACAUUAGCCAAUGUUCUUAAAACUUAUGCAAUCUAUCCAGAAAAUCCUACAAUUAUUGACAAAACUAUUUCUUUCCGUGUCGAAGGAAACCUUUUCCCAGCAAAGCAAACUGAUAGUAAACCUGGAGAUUUUGUCAAUUUAUCGGCCGAGUCUAUUAAUGAAAUGGCAAAAUGGCUGAUAGGAUUUUUCGAUAGUUUCAAAAUGUAUGGUCGACCAAAAGAGUUAUUAUAUGAUUUUAAAGAUCCAAUUUCUCCUUUCUUUGCUGUCCCAACUGGAAGAAAUAAUGUAAAAUUAUUUCUUGAUCUUCACGAAAUAGAACAUGUAGAUAUGCGUGAACCUUUGGCUGAUGUUAAGGCUGCCUUUGCUGAAGUGUUACGACAAUCAUAUCAAAAUCAAGAUGGAUCUCAACAAACUCUUUCUGUUCCUAAUCAUCAACAAUCCUCCAAUAUUCUAAAGACAUUGAGCUCAUCACCACAAAUUGUUACUGACGGAUCGAAUGAUAAUUAUAUUCGUCAAAGAGUAUUAUCAAGUGAAUCAUUAUCUUCUGGUCCUAAUUCACAAUUAACUCAUAAAAUAUCGACACAAGCAUCGCAUUCUUCACCUAUAUUAAGUUUAACGCAAAGCACUUCAAAAGAGUCUGUAUCGUCACUAACUAAUAAUGGAUUGACAUCAGGUAAAGGCAAAAAGCUUAAGCAAAUUGCAAGUAGUGACGAAUCGGAGGGAGAUAACGGAAAAAAUAGGGACCAAUUGGAAAGUGAUAAUGAGGAAUCGGAAAGUGAUGAUGGAGACGAUUAUAACGAUUAUAACGAUUAUAAUGAUCCUGCAGUUUUAAAAAAUACACAAGAAAAUGCAAAGGUUGCUAAAGAACAUAGUGAAAAUAAUUUAACUCUUACAGUUGAUGAACAUAUCAGAUUGGGAUCUAGUUUUAAUUCUUUGAGUGGUGGCGAUCUUAUGUUAGAGAUUAUGAAUGCUGUAACAGAUCGCAACGAUACUGUCAAGUCAUCAGAGGAAACUAAUGAUGUUUUAAAGAAACAACCUAAAACUAAAAGAAACGUAUCGUUCAAAAAUCUGUCUACAAAGUCGGGCAUGAACCAUAAAAAAAAAAUUGCACCACUUCCAUCGGAAAGUGAAGAUAAUGAAGAACUUUCAUCAGUAGGGACAAAGAGUGAUGAAAAUGAUAGUGACGGAAGUAGUGAAGACAUAUCUGUAAACAAAAACGAAGAUAGGCAUGCUAAUGUCAACGUAAAUAAAAAGCGCAACACAGGUAAAAGACAUAUAAGGACAGCCCCUCAACCAUCGGAUAGUAGUGAUAACGAAGAAGAGGAAUUGAUGGAGGAAGAUCAACAGUUACCGAAGCCAUAUGGAUCCAAUCGGUCGAAAUCCCAAGGCAAACAAGCAAAAGGAAAGAAAGAUGAAGAAGAAAUUGAUUCGGAGAAUGAGGCGCGUGUAGUUCAACCGCUUAAGAAUAAACCUGGUAAUCAAGGUGAUUUUAAAGGUUCUUCACAAUUUAACAAAAAUUCAGGAGUCCAACAACGAGAUAAUUAUCAAUUCGACUUACCUAAUGUAGAUGUCAAUCUAGGUUUAGAUUUCAAUUCACUAUCUUUUAAUGCAUCAGUUACCACUGAAAAAAAGGAUCUUAAAGCACAAGAAUUGACUUCAGAGGGAGAAACUUCUGAUGAUGAAGUUAUUAAUAGGACGAAUAAAGUAUUUAAACCAACUAAACGGAAUAAUAAACUGAAAAUAAUAGCCAAUCCAUCAACGAAAUCAAGUGACGCAAGUAGCAGUGAUGAAGAGAAAGAGCCACUUGCAAUAUUAGUCGAUGAAGUUGGAUUUAAUAGAUCAAAUUUCGGUACUUCUUCAAGGUCCGCAUCUCCUAGUUACCCUCCAGGUCAACGAUGGGGUCAACAUCAAAAUUACAAUGGCUAUUACGCAGAUAACAUGAAUUAUCAGCCUGCUGAUAAUAGACGAAACGUUUUUAAUCACCGUGGUGUUGAAUAUUAUGAUGAUGAUCAUAGUAGCUUUUCGGGUAGUCGACCUCGGUCAUUUAUUGGUCCUGGACAUAUCCCUUCAGGUCGGCGUCGUGUAAGUGGUGGGCAAAUGGAUUAUUCGGAUGAUGGGUAUUCAGACGACCGUGGAAAUCUAUUCCCACCACCCAACCAUUUUCGACCGAAUAGUCUUUUGGAUUCUAUGCCUCAAUCACAACCCUCUGCACGUGAACAGGAGCAAAUGGCUCGUGAAACUGGUGCACCUUUAAUUAAUUUGCAAGAAAAGCCAAAAGAUCCACAAACUGGAUUGGUGGGUGCCAUUACAGCGAGAGAGCAACACAGAAAAGCUAUAGGGUCUGGGUUAUUAGCGAGGAAUGCAGAAAUAGAACGUGAAAGAGCAUUUGAUAGAGAACGCGAACGAAGGUUGAUUGAACAGCGUCAGCAGAUGAUGUCGGAAAGAGAAAGAGAUUAUAUGCAUUCGCGUCAGUCACACAUGGGUCCAAAUAGAUAUUAUGCUAAUCAGCAGUAUUUGGAGCCUGUUGUUGGACAGAGAGGGUCAUAUUAUGAAAGUUAUGGGACGGAUGAUGGUUAUGAUGAUGAUAUACCAUUAGGUAUUGGUGGAUCUGCCGUAUCUUCAGGACAUUCAAGACAAUUACGUGGCACUCGAAAUGCCGGUAGACGUCGUGAUAUUGAUUAA
Dentiscutata erythropus is the source of this 3552-nucleotide messenger RNA. The record is from the annotation of a GenBank genome assembly. Lineage: Eukaryota; Fungi; Glomeromycota; Glomeromycetes; Diversisporales; Gigasporaceae.